AAGAUUACAGGUAUUACAUACACCGAAUGACUAUUUUGAUCUCGCGACGAAGUCCGAUUCCGGUACUGCUUUAUAUCCAAAGAAAGAAAGAAGUAAAAGUAAUAAACCUGUAAGAGAAAAAAUCAAAGAAAAGUUAAUGAAAGAAGUGGCCAAUGAAUUGUCGCAUGACAAACUUCGUGAAAUGGUAAUCAGCUCUAUACGAGAAGGGAAGUAUAAGCAGAAUAUUAUCCCUAUUGAUAUCUGGGAUUUUGGAGGGCAGAAAGAUUACUACAUGACUCAUCAACUCUUCAUCACGAGCAGAGGAAUAUUUGUGUUGGUGUUUAAUGGUAGCCUUAAUCUGCAUAAACAUAUGCCCGAUUUAUCAUUUGUACCAGGACAUUUCGGCAAACCAACCAUCGCAGUUUACCUUCUGCACUGGGUGAACUCAAUCCUGACAUACUGCAAGCGUUCAGAUGAUGGAUUUCCAAGAAUUGUGUUCGUUGCAACACAUAAAGACAAGAUCCGUAAGAAUACUGAGCAACACAAACAGAAAUUGAUGACAGUCAUUCAAGACAUAUUUCAAUCACACGCAGGGCUCAAACAUCUUGAAUUCAAACCACUGAUUUUCGUCAAUGCUAUGAACGAAGCUGAUCCCGAGAUCCAAGCAUUACGUCAACGUUUGAUGGAUAGAGCUAAAGAGCAUCCGCGAUGGGGUGAAAACAUGCCAACAGCCUGGGUCCCAUUAGAAUUACAUCUAGCCCAGAAAUCAGAGAAAGGUGUUAACAUCUUGACAAAACAAAAAAUACAGAUGUUUAAUUCUCAAAAUGAGCCGAUGGUAUUGACAGAUAAACAGUUGGAAACUUUCCUUAAAGUACAACAUUCCCUGGGUAAAUUACUCUACUUUGACGUAGCCAAUCUUCGAGAUUUUGUAAUCAUUACACCAGCAUACUUGGUGGAAGUUCUAAGAUCUAUUGUAACAGAGAAGCAAUUUUGGCCAAAAGGGAAACAAUUUCAAAGUAUUUUCCAUACCAUGCAGAAAACAGGAUCGCUCAGUCGUGACGACAUUGAUGUCCUGUGGAACCAACAGAAUUUUAAGCAUAUUCUGUCAUAUAAAGAUUUCAUCAUUGAAGUUUUGGUUCAUCUUGAUAUACUAGUUGCUGAAAGAAGGAUCACAGAAGAUUUGAACACUUCACUUCAUGAAGUUUCCAAAUUCAUUGUUCCAUCAAUGAUUACAAGGCCAAACAAUACGAAGUACCUGAAAAAAUGUUGUAAGACUGGAACUUCAAUCUUGCUGUCUUACAAAUUCACUAAGAAAGUAAUACCGCCAGCCUUUCCAUACAGAUUUAUUGCUUCUUUUGUAGACAUGUGGGGAGUGAAACAUUAUAAAAACAAGAAACGAAUGCUUUUCAGCGAUUUAGCAGUUGUGAAAGUAGACGACAGACAUGAUGUGGCAGUGCAGGUUAUAGAAAAUAGAGUGGUUGUGUCACUUAUCCAUGCAGACAAGAAAGAAAACAUUGUCCCAACAAUUGCAACUUCGGUCCAAGAAUGUCUGACUGCAGCUAUUCACAGAAUUUCAGAAUUUUACUCAACUCUUUCAGCAGAGUCAUUUGCCACAAAUCAAAGAUCGGAUUUACAUAUUGUCAUGCCAUUUGAAAUAGAGUUUGGAGUUCAUUGCAAAAAAACUUCAUGUUUUUUUCCUCAUGACAAAAUACCAACAGCAGCAAAAUGGCAAUGUUCAGAACACCACGUACAUCACGAUGUCAGCUGUUUAAAAUUAUGGUUUUCAGAAAAGAUGCCUCGUGAAAAGUGUGACGCAUCUUGCAAAGGGUUAGGCAGACUGGAAAUAGAACAAUCUCCAUCAAACAAACACCUAAGACGACUGGCUUCUAGUCUUGAAGUAAAAGAUUGUCGCGAAUUGUUGAUAAGACUUGGAUUAGACGCUAAAGUCUUGAAUGAUGUGCAAGACAAAUUUGCUCCCUCUGCUUUUCAUGAAAAUGAUUUCAAAUAUACAGCCAUGUUAAGAUGGAAGGGAAGUGUGACUGAUUCGUCGUUCACGACAAUUCAAGAUGCGUUUGAUGAAACUGACAAACACUUACUGUGUGAGGUGUUUAGAGAUGUAAAUGUAGAUGACGUACUGAAGAGGUUUGGUAUUCUAGAAGAUCAAGCGAACAAAACACCUACGAUCACUACAUUACAGGAGCUGUCCAAUCAUAUAGGAAAUAGCGGCAUACAGCUUGGAGUAGAACUUGGAUUGCAGAGCGCUGAGAUUGAAGGAAUUCAGAACGAUCACAGCUGUAAGCUGUUACAUCAGAAUAAAGAAAUAUUACGAGUUUGGAGCCAGACAAAAUUUCCAAAGCCAACAAUUAAAGAACUGAUUAAAGUUUUACAAAGAAUUGGCAAAAUCGAUUGCCUGCGGGAAAUAUCAUUUUAAACAGUUCAACAAGAUGAUAAUAAAAACCAU
Messenger RNA from Mytilus californianus (California mussel), 2440 nucleotides. RefSeq lists its product as uncharacterized. The transcript is spliced from 7 exons. Bases 137 to 2410 code for a protein of 757 amino acids. Gene Ontology annotation, biological process: signal transduction. Lineage: Eukaryota; Metazoa; Mollusca; Bivalvia; Mytilida; Mytilidae. The record is from RefSeq and is a predicted model, not a curated record. Gene Ontology annotation, molecular function: protein binding.